Messenger RNA from Musca domestica (house fly), 790 nucleotides. RefSeq names its product methyltransferase N6AMT1 (gene HemK2). Bases 1 to 660 code for a protein of 219 amino acids. The record is from RefSeq and is a predicted model, not a curated record. Gene Ontology annotation, cellular component: eRF1 methyltransferase complex. Gene Ontology annotation, molecular function: nucleic acid binding; S-adenosylmethionine-dependent methyltransferase activity; protein methyltransferase activity. Lineage: Eukaryota; Metazoa; Arthropoda; Insecta; Diptera; Muscidae. The transcript has a single exon. Gene Ontology annotation, biological process: methylation.
AUGGAUACGCCACAUAUCGACCAUUUAACUUCUCAGGAUUAUGAUCAUGUUUAUGAACCGGCCGAAGAUUCCUUUCUAUUACUGGAUGCACUGGAAGCAGAUUUGGAGUUUAUAGAAAAUGAGCUGAAACCUGUGGUUUGCUUGGAAAUAGGACCCGGAAGUGGUAUAAUAAUAACAGCUAUUGCCAAACGACUGCAAAACACAAUAUGCAUGGCCUGUGAUAUAAACCCAUACGCUUGUCGUGUUACAAAACGUACUUGCCUACGGAACGAAACCCAUGUAGAAUGUGUACGGGGUAGUUUAACAGAUGCCUUUAAACCAAAUGCAAUAGAUCUAUUGAUCUUUAAUCCGCCAUAUGUGGUGACAGCAGAUAAUGAACUUGAAACGUCUGAUAAAUUUGGUGAAUGUACAAGUGGUAAUCUUGUACAUUCUUGGGCUGGUGGUAAACAUGGUAGACGAAUUAUAGAUAUUUUAUUGCCGCAACUGGAUCAUAUACUAUCGGCGAAAGGAGUUUUCUACUUACUGCUGCUGCGUGAAAAUAAACCUGACGAAAUAAUGGAACAAUUGAGACAACUCGGAUUUCAAAGUAAAAAAUUUAUGGAGCGACGUAUACCGGGAGAAUUCCUGUAUAUUUUGAAAGUACAACGCUUGGAUUCGUAGUGUAAUGAUAAUUGUUUAAAACAUCCAGUGCGUGAUUUUUUGAAAUAAAAUUGUAAAUUGAUUAAUAUAAAAUUUGGCUAUUGUAGACAUGGCACAAUAAAAGGUGUUAAAAUAAAGCUAACUUUAAAAA